This is a messenger RNA of Zygosaccharomyces rouxii, 1926 nucleotides long. RefSeq names its product endopolyphosphatase (gene PPN1). Lineage: Eukaryota; Fungi; Ascomycota; Saccharomycetes; Saccharomycetales; Saccharomycetaceae. Gene Ontology annotation, cellular component: fungal-type vacuole; membrane. Gene Ontology annotation, biological process: polyphosphate catabolic process. The record is from RefSeq and is a predicted model, not a curated record. Gene Ontology annotation, molecular function: exopolyphosphatase activity; endopolyphosphatase activity. The transcript has a single exon. The coding region runs from base 1 to 1926 and encodes 641 amino acids.
AUGUCGGUGAAGGGCGAUGAGGUUACCGGUCCUACCGUUUGGAAAAAUGGUAGGUACAAGUACAAGAUUUUGGUGGGUACUAUAAUGGGUAUUCUCAUUUUGCUAGUAAGCUUUUUGAAAUUACAAGUGCCACCCACGCAAGAAUUUUCCAAAUUGGCACUUUCUCCUGAGGAUAAGUUGGAAUUAAAGAAGUUAGGUUUAACUCCUCGAGAUCCCGUUGUUGUUCGUGAUGCAGAGGGAAAGGAACGGAAAUUGUAUGGUAGAUUCCUUCACAUUACAGACAUGCAUCCAGACUUGUACUAUGUGGAAGGUACUUCUGUUGAUGAAGUUUGCCAUAGAGGAGAGCCAAAGGAUAAAAAAGAUUAUGCAUCAAGAUUCGGUAAAGCUACUAGUGGAUGUGAUGCACCAGUGCCACUCAUAAACCGGACUUUGAGUUGGAUUGAAAAUAACUUGAGGGAUAAGAUUGACUUUGUCAUUUGGACUGGUGAUAAUAUUCGUCAUGAUAACGAUAGAAAUUAUCCCAGGACUGAAGACCAUAUUUUUGCACUUAAUGGACUUUGUGCAAAUAUAAUGCAUAGUAUAUUUGGUAAACGUGACAGUGAAAAUCCGAGAGAAUUUGACGUUACCGUUGUACCAAGUAUUGGUAACAACGAUGUUUUCCCGCAUAACCUUUUGGCAUUGGGCCCCACUUUACAGACUAGGGAAUAUUAUAAACUUUGGGCACCCUUCAUUCCACAGGACCAAUUAAGAGUCUUUCACAGAGGUGUUUGCUUUGUCUCAGAAGUUAUCCCCGGUAAAUUGGCGGUCAUGUCGGUUAAUACGCUUUAUCUGUUCAAGGCAAAUCCAUUGGUAGACACCUGUGAUUCUAAGAAAGAACCAGGCUAUCAGCUGCUAAUAUGGAUGGGGACAGUUUUAGAGGAAUUGAGACAACGUGGUGUUAAAGUUUGGUUAUCUGGACACGUGCCGCCCACGCAGAAGAACAUGGAGGGCGGAUGUUUCCACAAGUAUACUCUUUGGACUCAUGAGUACAGAGAUAUCAUCAUUGGUGGAGUUUACGGGCAUAUGAACAUGGAUCACUUCAUACCAUUGGAUAGUGAAGAGUCUUGGCGAGCUAUAAAUGAAGGUGUCGCUUUUGAGGACCAGAGUGACAGCAAUGAUGAUGAAGCGUUUUUGAAAGGAGUUGAUUUAAUCCAUGAAAUGGGAGCGAAGCCAGUUAAUAAGGAUGUUUACAUGCAAAGCGUCAGAGAAAAUAGCUAUAAGCCAAUACUUGACCAACUGGAUAAAGUAGAAGUGGACGUGGAAGUAGAUAGUUCUGGUAAAAAAAAGAAGAAGAAGAAGAAGAAGAAGAAGAACCCACCAGUUACCUUUGAAGAAAUGUGUGACAGGUAUUCUAUUGUUAAUAUAGCAGGAUCUGUUGUUCCCACAUUUAAUCCAGCAUUCCGUGUAUGGGAGUAUAACAUUACGGGAUUAGACCAAGAAGAAUUACCGGGAAGACAGUCUUGGGAUAAAUUUUAUGAUAAACUAGAACAAAUUAUGUCAGAGGACGUACAUCUGGAUAACAAUAAGAAGAACAGCCCGGAUAAGACCAUUCCUAAGGCCAAACCGUCAGACUUACCAUUGGGACCAGGAUAUGAAGCGCAGCUGUUUUCCCCCACGAAAUUUGUCCAAUACUACGCAGAUUUGGACUCAAUAGAUAAGGAGUACAGAAGGUUGAUCAAGCAAGGUGUUGAUCAGGUGACCGCAGGCGAAAGGGCAUUUGACUACAAGGUGGAAUACACUUCACAAGAUGAACCAUAUCCGAUGUCAAACCUUCUUGUAAGGGAUUACAUUACACUUGCAUCCAACUUAGCUGGAAACAAAACACAAUGGAAAGAAUACGUCUACAGAUCAUUCAUAUCAUCUGGAUAUAAAGAUAGUAAAGAUUAA